Heterobasidion irregulare TC 32-1 is the source of this 876-nucleotide messenger RNA. RefSeq lists its product as uncharacterized. NCBI's taxonomy places the organism in Eukaryota, Fungi, Basidiomycota, Agaricomycetes, Russulales, Bondarzewiaceae. The transcript has 7 exons. The coding region runs from base 1 to 876 and encodes 291 amino acids. The record is from RefSeq and is a predicted model, not a curated record.
AUGGAAGCCAACUACGCUAUCCAAGAUAUGCGUAAUAAUCGGUUAGCUUUAAUGGAUCUUGGAUUUGAGACUAGUUUCUACGUCCUGGAAUGGAAAACCUACAUGAUCUCGCAUCUGGAUUACGAUUGCCCUAUUGGCAAGCAGUUCGGGCCUCCUGAAGGCAUCAACGCGGAAUCUACGAGAAUAGAAAACGCAAACAAAUAUUUGUCCAUGAUCAAUUACCUAUUUAGCGAUGUAAUCGUGAUAUGGAGGGUGUGGGUUAUGUCGGAACACAAUAUGAAAUUAGUGUCUUUCCUCGCGCUACUUUCUCUAGGAUGUGCUGUGGCCUCUCUCAUAAGUAUCAACCAUCUGUCUAGACUAUAUGUCUUUUUGAUCGUCGCCUAUUCCACAACGUUGGCAACGAAUCUGAUUUCUACUAUAUUCAUGGCCGUCAAAUCCUGGCAGCAUCGUCGGCUCAUAAAGACAUAUCUUGGUGAUGUGUGUACGAAAUCGCAGACCGGAUCUAUCCUCGCCCUCUUGAUAGAAACCGGUUCCAUGUAUUGUCUCAUGUAUAUGCGACAGAUCAGCUUCUUUGUAGUCGCAGUUUGGUCUGGGUUUUGGGAAAACUACACAGGCAAUAUCUUAGUUUUAGGAGGCAUGGUUCAGAUCUCUGGGAGCUACCCAACUGCGGUCAUCGCCCUGGCAGCAUUCCAAAAGACAGCUUGGGACAUGAGCAUUGGGAUGGCAUCUCGGAACGUCUCUGAGAGGCAUGUCGCUCCGAGACACACUCGCGCAGCAUCAUCGACGAUACAAAUUGGCUACUAUCAACACACUUCAGCGCUCGAUGGUCGCCUGAAAGAAGAUUCUGCACCUGCCGAUUUGGCAGAGAACGUUUGA